CUUUAUUUUUCACGCCCAGCCUAUCUCUAACAACGAAACCUACCCCUAUCUUCUCUGGGAAACGAAACAUGCUUCUCAUCUUUCCUCUAAUUCAUUAGAAAUAGUAUUGGUAAAAAAAAAAUCGGGUUAAUUGCAUGGUUGGUCACUGAGAUUACAAAAAACGUUCAAUUUUGAUCGUUCGAAAUAUUUAAAUCCAUUGGUGGUACUUCAGUUUACUGAAACCGUUCACGUUUGGUCACUCUCCGUCCAACUCCGUUAACUGUAGCUGAUGUGCCAGUCAACUCUCAAAGUUGACCGUUAACUUAGUGACGUGGCAAUUAAAAAGUAAUAUAAAAAAUAAAAAUAAAUUUUUUACAAUUUCCAACUCAUUUUCACAAUAAAAUUUUAUUGAUGAAAUAAAUAAAACAGAAAAAUUAUUAUAAUUAAAAUUUAAUGCUUCCCUACCGGAGAAAUACUCCCUGAAGCUCGUCAAUUGUUGGUGGGAAUUCUUCCCGCCGCCGGAGCUACCUGGAUGAAGUAAUUGGAAUAAAGCGACAGAUUGGCUAGCUUCGGCAGCUGGAAAACGCUCUCCGAAAUGGCGCUGUACAACUGGUUCCUCGCCAAAUUGAAGAAUGGCGAAGCUCCAUCACCAGAACCAGUGUAUAAUUAAGUAUUGAUACCCAUUAAAAAAUGAAACAAACCAAAUCCCCUCAACCCCCCAAUCAUGAGCUUCUUUCUUCUUCUGCUCUUCCUUCUAAGCUUCUCUUCCCGCCACUCAACUAAAGCUACUGACCUCAACUCUGACAGAGAAGCUCUAUUGGAGUUCGCCUCCUCUGUUCCCCACAUCAAGAAGCUCAACUGGAAUGCCUCCGAUCCGGAACCUUUUACUCCACCUGGGUUGGGGUCUCCUGCAACCCGAACCAUACCAAUGUCGACGUUGUUCGCCUCCCGGGGUUGGGGCUGUUCGGAAACCUCCCACCGAACACACUCGGGAAGGUCGAUUCCCUCAAGGUGCUCAGCUUAAGAUCCAAUGCCCUCUUUGGCAAUAUCCCGCCUAAUAUCCCAUCAAUUUCGUCACUGAAUUACAUUUACCUGCAACACAACAAAUUGAUCUCAAUUACGCCCCUGUUGGGUAUGGCUGCUCUGGUGGCCGGGGAAUGGGAGUGAAAGAGGAGAGUACUGAUGAAUAGAAGAGAGAGUGAAUCGGCAGGGAAGCAUUAAAUUUUUAAUAAUAAUAUUCUGUUUUAUUUAUUUUAUUUUAUUGUUAGAAUUAUAAAAAAAAAUAAAAAAAAAAUUAUUUAUUAUUUUUAAUUGCCACGUCACUUAGUUAACGGUCAACUUUGGGAGUUGACUGCCACAUCAGCCAAAGUUAACGGAGUUGGACGGAGAGUGACCAAACGUGAACGGUUUCAGUAAACUGAAGUACCACCAAUGGAUUUAAAUAUUUUGAGUGACCAAACUUGAACGUUUUUUGUAAUCUCAGUGAUCAAUCAUGCAAUUAACCCAAAAAAAAAUCAUUAGAAAUAGUGUCCUUCCAUUUCUCAAUCUCCCUAUCCAUAUCAAUCUCAACCAACAAAUCCCAAAUUCCCCCUAUUGCUGGUCCAAUUUAAAUUCCUUCUCUCCAUGGCGAUUCCUGCACUUUCGCCUUCCCGUCAGCUCUCCUCUUCAGCCUCCUCAUCCUCGCCAUCGUUGACUCCGACUUCGUAUCCUCUGCCUAAAUGUCAUGGACCGAUGAAGCAGCCAAAUAAUUACGGCCCCUCCUCGCUCUCUCCUCUUCAACUCCUACUCGAUUGCGACAACCAGUGCCUCAAAACUCCGAAUCUGCCGCCGUAUUCGUUAGCCACCGCCGGUGAGGAAAGGUAGAGAUGUCGGCUACGUGUUCGUUUUGUGCAGAGCUGACCAGGUCGCCGAUGACAGUGGGGGUGGAGGGUCGCUUUCGGCAGUGAGGGUGAGGGGGACGAUUUCGACGGAGGAAGAAAGUUAAUCCUUUCAUUAAGCCCAAAUGGGUCGGCGGAGUUUGGGCCUGGGCCAGGGCCAGUGCGGCAGACUGCCAUUAUCUAGCAAGGCCAAAACGCAGCACCUCAUUAAAGAGGCAGGGGUCGGAAAGACAUUUAUACCCUUCCGUGAAGCCCUCAGGAUGCAGCAUUUUUGAAUCCCAGCAAUUCUGGGUUCUGAAUCUGUUUCUUAUAUUUUGGAGAAAUUAGUUUUUUACUUAUAAAUAAUGCAUUUCUCCCUUACAUUAUCCAUGCGAGAUUCGUCAAAAAUCACUUAAAAGUUUAAUUAUUUUCGCCAUAAAAAAUUAGAUUAUUUUGUUGUAUUAAACCUUAAAUUAUUUA
Messenger RNA from Linum trigynum, 2315 nucleotides. The record is from the annotation of a GenBank genome assembly. NCBI's taxonomy places the organism in Eukaryota, Viridiplantae, Streptophyta, Magnoliopsida, Malpighiales, Linaceae.